AUGGCCAAUGGGCCUCCCACCCGCUCCAGCUAUGAUAUGGCUACCUUGGCGGACUGGGGCUCGGCCUUGUCCCCAUCCUGCCCCAAUGAUGGCGAAGCAGCUGACGAAUCCAUCUUCUUUCCUGUUCCCUCCAUCGUGGAUAGCGCCCAUCAACCCCCUAUCUUCGAAUGCAAAUGGCUUGGCUGCCGCAGUUCUGCCUGUUUCCGUCGUGAGGCUGACUUGAUACGCCAUCUGAAGACAAUCCAUAUUGCUCCCAACGCGUAUCCCUGCCCUGAACCUAACUGCGGCGUGGCCUUUGGCAGGAAAGACCACCUAAAGGCACACGAAAAGACGCACCAGAAGCCAAGCCAUAACAACCGCCGCCGUCGAAAAUAG
Messenger RNA from Aspergillus puulaauensis, 375 nucleotides. RefSeq lists its product as uncharacterized. The coding region runs from base 1 to 375 and encodes 124 amino acids. The transcript has 2 exons. Gene Ontology annotation, cellular component: nucleus. Lineage: Eukaryota; Fungi; Ascomycota; Eurotiomycetes; Eurotiales; Aspergillaceae. The record is from RefSeq and is a predicted model, not a curated record. Gene Ontology annotation, molecular function: DNA-binding transcription factor activity, RNA polymerase II-specific; RNA polymerase II cis-regulatory region sequence-specific DNA binding. Gene Ontology annotation, biological process: regulation of transcription by RNA polymerase II.